Aspergillus wentii DTO 134E9 is the source of this 1638-nucleotide messenger RNA. RefSeq lists its product as uncharacterized. The record is from RefSeq and is a predicted model, not a curated record. NCBI's taxonomy places the organism in Eukaryota, Fungi, Ascomycota, Eurotiomycetes, Eurotiales, Aspergillaceae. The transcript is spliced from 3 exons. Bases 1 to 1638 code for a protein of 545 amino acids.
AUGACAUCUACAUCUACUCCUGGCAGCAAUACCCUGCCAGUAGAUCUAUCCAAAUAUCCCAAACUAUCCCACGAACAAGCCGGCCACCUCCGCCACUUCUACAACCUCAGCGCAGCCAUCGAUGGAGACUGGCCACACAUGGGCUCACAAGAGCCCGCGCAGGAAUUCCUCGACGCAUACCGGUACCAACUCGCCACAAUGGCCUAUGCAGCUGGAGUCACCCACUACCACCGCAUGCCGGCGAUGCGCGGACUCUUCAAACCGCUGAUCCGUCGGCUAAUUCACAAAAUGCUCCGCCGUGAGGUUUGGGGAUACUGGUAUCUUACCUCGCAGUCUGGGAUCCGUCUUGAUCCUGAUCUGAAGGAGUUGAGGAAACCCUGGGCGGAUCCGGUCGUCAGGGAGAAUAUCAUGUAUAGUGGCCAUCUGUUGUUGAUGACGAGUCUAUACGGUAUGUUGUUCGACGAUGAUGAGUUUGAGAAACCCGGUAGUUUGGUCUUUCGCUGGGACCCGCUGUUUUGGGGGAUGGGAUCUGAGGAGUUUUCCUAUGAUAAUCGAAGCUUGCAGGGAGCUAUCAUUGCGGAGAUGGAACGGAAUAACUGGGUGGGAGUGUGUUGUGAGCCGAAUUUGGUCUUUGUUGCUUGUAAUCAGUUUCCGAUUAUUGCGAUGCGAUACAAUGAUGUCCGAGACGGUACUAAUGUGGUAGAGGACAUUCUUGGGAAAUAUACGGCUGCAUUAGAGAAACACAACAUGAUCUCCCGCAACGAUCUAUACAAAGACUGGGUGAGCGUUAAACAAGGCCACGCAGCUAUUCCAAAGAAUAUCGGAUUCACCGCAUGGGCGGCCGCCUUCAUGAAUACCUGGAACUCCGAAUUCGUCAAGUCCGGCUUCACCAAUCACGCAGUAGGCUUCAUCACAAACAUCGACGGCGAAAUCGAACUCCAACACCCCAUGAUAGCAGGCGCAUACCGGGCAAUCACCACACAAUCCCCCAAUCAAUCUAAAUCCCAAUCUCAAAUCCUCCACCAAGCACGCGAAUACUACACCCAAAACAAACCCACCACCCACUUCCCCUACAAAGAGCCCACAUUCGGCUACGUCGCAAAAUGGCUUUCCGAACUAGGCAAAACGACAGAGCUAUCCGGACUCCUCGCCUACGCGGAUAACCACCUCCACCCGACUUGGGAAAACGGGGGCCUUUAUUACCCUCGCAACGACGCGGCGACGGAUCACCAAGGACGCUGGACUCAUAUGGAUCCAUUCUCUGGGAAUGCGGCGAUUGGGUAUGCGAGGUUGAAUGUGGAGAAUGGGCAGAAGAAGAUGUGGGAUUCGCCGUGGACGAGGGAGGUUCUUGGGGAGAGGCCUUGGGUGGAUGGGAUUGAGUACUCGAUGGGUGUUGAUGCUUUGAGGGGGGUUUGGGAUGAUGAGGUCGACGCUAUGGUUGUUACGCUGAGGGAGUGGGCUGGUAGAGGUGUUGGGGUGGAUUUUAAGGUUAAGAAUCUUUCCUUUGGGCGAUGGGCUGUUUAUCAACGUCAUGGAGGAACUGUGACUCGUGAUGUUGUUGAAGGACGUGAGGUCCAGGUGAAGGCGAAGGCCGACGCAAGUGAAGAAGUUGACGUUGUGGUUAUCAAGGCCAACUAG